AUGUCCGACACAGACUCCGACGUCGGCGACGCAAACAGCAUCAUCAGCACCUCCGUGCUGCUGGGCUACGCCGAGGAGAACCCCACCGAGGACCCCAUCUCGCAGCUCGGCGGCACACCCAAAUGGAUGCACCCCGCCUCCCCCGCCGACUCCCGCCUCGCCAAAUGCUCAAACUGCAACAAGCUCAUGUCCCUGCUCCUGCAGCUCAACGGCGACAUCCCCGAAACGCCGCACGAGCGCGUCUUCUACGUCUGGGCCUGCCGCCACAAGCCCUGCUGGCGCAAGAAAGGGUCCCUCCGCGCCUUCCGCGGCGUCCGCAUCGUAAGGACACCCGCACCCGCCGAGACCGACAAGAAAAAGACCGACGCAUCACCGCCGCCGCCCGCGGAAAAGAAGAAGGAGCCCGUCAACACCGGUGCCUUCCUGUUUGGCAGCGGGCCAGCAGCGGGCUCCGCAAACCCGUUCGCGCAGGGGGGCGUAAACCCGUUCGCCCCCCCCUCCUCAACCUCCUCCACUCCCGCAAACCCCUUCUCCACCACCACCGCAAACCCGUUCUCCACCGCCACCGCCACCCCCAGCCCCCCACCCGCCGCUCCAAACCCUAAACCCUCACCACUCAAAACCUUCGCCUCGGCGCUCUCCCACAAUCUCCCCCCCGCCGCGCCCCAACCCACGCCGCAAUUCUACGGGCCCCCCGAACCCUGGCCCUCGCCCCUCCCGCACACCUACCCGUCCUACCACCUCGACGCCGAGCACGAGCACCUGGACACGCGCACGCCAGCGCUCCCCAAGAACGUCCAGAUCGUCGACACCGACGAGUACGCCGACACGCCCAUGAGCAACAGCGCCGAGGGCGGCGAAAGCAGCGUCGACAAGACGUUCCGCAAGUUUGCCGACCGCGUCGAGCAGAACCCGGAGCAAGUGCUACGGUACGAGCGGAAGGGCACGCCCCUCCUGUACUCCAAGGACGACGAGACAGGCAAGCUCCUGCUAGCGGCCGACGGCGAAGUCAGCAUGAAGCGGGUGCCGCCGUGCAGCGCGUGCCGCAAGCAGCGCGUGUUUGAGUUCCAGCUGAUGCCGUUUGCGAUCAGUAUGCUGGAGCGCGACGAGGCGGGGCUGGACGGGAUGGAGUGGGGGACGAUUAUUGUGGCGACGUGUGUGUGUGUGCCUGCGGUGCUGGAUGCGCAGGGGGUGGGGUAUGUGGAGGAGUGGGUGGGGGCGCAGUGGGAGUCGACCAAGUAG
This is a messenger RNA of Morchella sextelata, 1242 nucleotides long. RefSeq lists its product as uncharacterized. Gene Ontology annotation, biological process: maturation of SSU-rRNA. NCBI's taxonomy places the organism in Eukaryota, Fungi, Ascomycota, Pezizomycetes, Pezizales, Morchellaceae. The coding region runs from base 1 to 1242 and encodes 413 amino acids. The transcript has 3 exons. Gene Ontology annotation, cellular component: cytoplasm. The record is from RefSeq and is a predicted model, not a curated record.